ACCCCCCGGCGUCAACCUACAAAGCCGCUGCCCAUGCCUGCCGAUGUUCACCUUCGCUGUAUGGUGCCGCCGUACAGCCAGAUGCUUCUCGAUCGCUCCCGCCCGUGACAUUACGCAACGAUACCCCGCGAACCCGGCCUAUAUACUCUAUUGCUCUUGCAAGCCCAUACCGCGUACCUCAGCAAGGCAAUGUCGUUCUUCAGUAAACGAACGCACACGAGGAGCAACCCCGACGUGAGGCUCCUCUCGAUCGUAACGGGAAUCUACGCGGAUAACAACGGGCCGGACGAAGCGGUCCGGUUUUUGGAAACUUUCAGCGGCAGAAGCGGCACGCGGCCCGACACACACUGCUACAACCAGAUCUUAGCCCACUGCGCGCGGACAAAGAACGUAGCAGCAUUCCAUGGAGUGGUGCAGCGCAUGCAUCACGCCGGCAUGAACCCGAAUGUAUUCACGUACCUACACACGAUGCAGAUUUAUGUCGAGACCGGGGACGGCGCGAAAGCAAUGGAGGUGUGGGAUCAAGCGAGGCGGAUGGGAUUGACGCCGCGGCGGCAGAUGGACCGGUUGCUUGUGUCGGCGUACUUCUUGGAAGGGGAUGUGAAGGGCGCAAGGAGGGUGUUGCGGGAGGCUGCCCCAUCUCAGCGGAUGUACACGGUGGUGAUACAGGGGCUUUUGCGCUCUGGACUGGAUGAGGAGGCGUUCGAGGUCUAUGAUCAGAUGAUCGAACACGGAUUCGAGCCCAACGCGGUCACGUACACGAUGCUGAUGGAUAUCUACGCCAAACGCGGCGAUGAGGACAUGGUCACAAAGUACUUUGACGAGAUGGUCACCAGCGGACACCAGCCCGACGCCCAUACCUACGGCGUGCUGAUAUGGACGGCGUUAAGGGUGCAGAGGUCGUAUGAUGUCGUUCUCCAACAUCUCCGCGCGAUGCAUGCAGCCGACAUUCCCCUCAACAAAGUCAUCAUGGCCACCAUCAUCGACGGCCUCUGCAGGCUGGGAAUGACCGACGAAGCCCAUACCCUCCUCCACGCAAUGGACCCCCACCUCAAAUCCCCCUUGGCAACCACAUCCUACAUCCACGCAACCCUCAAAUCCUACCACCUCACACCUACCGAAAUCCGCCACCUCAUUUCCACCCUCCCGGACACACCCACAACCCUACAAAUGGACGUCGUAACCUAUACAGUCCUCAUCACCGCCCACACCCGAACCCGUCAACACCUCCCCUUUGCAACCGUCCUCCUCAACGAAAUGCUCGCACGGAACAUUCAGCCGGACGCAGCAAUAUUCAACGCCCUCAUCGCCGCCCACGCACGGCACGGCACCACCGAAUCCACCCUCGCCGUGCUUACGCAGAUGGAAGAAUACGCCGUCCGACCCACCGUGGAGACGUUCACGACCCUCGUGUGGAUGUACAACCGCAACGCCUGGUCUACACCCACCGAUCUCACCAACCUCGACACGGCACUCACCAACAUCCGCACCUGCCUAACCUCCCACUCCCCGCGCGUCUCACCCGACCUCCGCCUCUUCACGACCCUCGCCCGCGCCUACGCCCGCCGCAAAGACGGCCCCACCCUCCGGCGGCUCAUCGGUGAGAUGACACAUCUGGGGAUAGAGGCGGAUGAGGGGAUGUGGAGGUUGUUGUUGAUGGCGAAGAGUGGAGUACGAUUUAGGUCCGUUCUGGAUACCGAGACUCGAUUGUGGACAUUUGCAUCAUCGCCUGGUGGAGUACGACCUGGUUUUCAAGAUACUCGGCUGUGGACGUUAUCGCGGGAAUGCAUUCACACAUUCAUCAGCGGGUCACGCCGGAUCGUGCCUCAACCCUCACGUCACACUCGAAAACCCCAUUUCGUACCCAUCGCCCAACCGGGAUCCGAGUCGGUAUAAGACCACGCCCCCAGAUGUCCUGUAGAUAGACCGCGCCUCAGAUCCCCUCCACCCCCCGAAUCCGCAACCAUGGCGUCCCCGUUCAUCUCCCGCCCCCCGACAUCGGCCGCUUCCCAUCACCCCCAGUCGAACACAAACCACCGACCGAGCGAUGGCGAGAUACAUCCCCCGCCUCCUGCGAUAUCCGUAUAUGUGCAUGUAUAAUGUAUAUGGCCUGGCGAAACGCGGUGGGAAAGUGAGAUUGGGUUGUUGGGAGUUUCGGCAGGAACUG
Molecule: messenger RNA, 2167 nt
Organism: Fimicolochytrium jonesii
Lineage: Eukaryota; Fungi; Chytridiomycota; Chytridiomycetes; Spizellomycetales; Powellomycetaceae
Exons: 4
Coding region: 190-1896 (568 amino acids)
Molecular function (GO): protein binding
Source: RefSeq, a predicted model, not a curated record